AUGUUGGACACGUUUCCAGCUGAAGAUGUUCGAAAAUGGAUGGCUAACCAUACUACACAUGUCUGGCUCAUUGCUGCCUGCUAUCUUGGCUUCGUACUCACAGCACCCGGUAAAAUCGUCAAGAAGCACGGAUUAUUACCUCAAUGGUACUAUUAUAAUGGAUUGCUUCAAUUGUGUCUCCUAGUGGCAUUUCUCCCAACACUUUUGUUCUCCUUACUUAUAGGCGGUUGGAGAGAUUCCGUCUGUAGAAAUCACUCCCUUUACACUGGAGUUGUUAGUGGCACGGUGAUGUUUCUAUUCGUGUUCACAAAACUGCUCGACUUGGCCGAAACAGUGCUAAUUGUUCUCGAAGGACGUCACCCGCUGCUGAUUCAUAUUUUUCAUCAUGUCGUCACCUUACUUUUCACAUGGAAUAGCUAUUCUCACCACAGCUCCCUUGGC
This is a messenger RNA of Ostertagia ostertagi, 441 nucleotides long. NCBI's taxonomy places the organism in Eukaryota, Metazoa, Nematoda, Chromadorea, Rhabditida, Trichostrongylidae. The record is from the annotation of a GenBank genome assembly.